AUGCUUCUCCAAAGCGUCUUCGCUCUUGGUCUCGCCACCACCGCCCGUCUUGUCUCUGCAGGACCAUGCGACAUCUACAAAUCCGGCGGGACUCCCUGCAUCGCCGCUCAUAGCACCACGCGCGCUCUGUUCGACAGCUACAACAGCGCUCUCUACCAGAUCAAGCGUGCCUCAGACGGUGCCCUCACCGACAUCAAGCCUCUCUCCGCAGGCGGUGUCGCAGCUUCCUCUGCCCAAGAUACCUUCUGCAGCGGAACUACCUGUCUCAUCACCAUCAUCUAUGAUCAGUCUGGUCGCAGCAACCACUUGACUCAAGCUCCUCCUGGUGGCUUCAAGGGCCCUGAGGCAGAUGGCUAUGAUAACCUUGCCGCUGCUGAUGGUGCACCUGUUACUUUGAACGGCAAGAAGGCCUAUGGAGUGUUUGUUUCUCCGGGUACUGGCUACCGUAACAACCAUGUUAGUGGUUCUGCUACUGGUGAUGAGCCCGAGGGUCUGUAUGCUGUUCUCGACGGAACCCACUACAACGGCGCUUGCUGCUUCGAUUACGGCAAUGCAGAGACUAGCAGCACUGAUACUGGAAACGGUCACAUGGAAGCCAUUUACUUCGGUGACAGCACUGUCUGGGGCUCUGGUUCCGGCAGUGGACCCUGGAUCAUGGCUGAUCUUGAGAACGGUCUCUUCUCCGGAAAGAACCCCAAGCAGAACACUGCCGACCCUACCAUCAACCAUCGUUUCACCAGUGCCGUCGUUAAAGGCAAGCCCGGAACAUGGAGUAUUCGGGGCGGAGAUUCUACAUCAGGUGGACUGUCAACUUUCUACAACGGCGCGUAUCCUGACGGCGGAUACAACCCCAUGAAGAAAGAAGGAGCUAUAAUCCUCGGAAUUGGCGGUGAUAACAGCAAUGGAGCUCAAGGCACCUUUUAUGAAGGAGUUAUGACCAGUGGAUAUCCUUCUGAUGCGACUGAGAAUGCCGUGCAGGCCAACAUCGUCGCGGCCAAGUACGCGACAACCUCAUUGACAAGCGGGUCCGCCCUCACCGUCGGAUCAUCCAUCUCCCUCAAAGUCACUACCGCCGGCUACACAGACCGCUACCUCGCACACAGCGACUCAACUGUCAACACCCAAGUCGUCUCCAGCUCCAGCGCCACCGCCCUCAAGCAGUCAGCAAGCUGGACCGUCCGCACCGGCCUCGCCAACAGCGGCUGUGUAUCAUUCGAGUCAAACGAUACUCCUGGUAGCUACAUCCGACACUCUGGAUUUACUCUGUAUGUCAACAAGGGUGAUGGAAGCAAGUCGUUCAACGAGGAUGCUACGUUUUGCCCUCAGAAGGGUUUGAGUGGAUCGGGAAGCUCUAUUCGAUCGUGGAACUAUCCUACAAGGUAUAUUCGACAUUAUAACAACCUUGGAUAUGCUUCUUCGAAUGGUGGUGUUCAUGACUGGGAUGCUGCCAAGAGCUUUGUUGAUGAUGUUACCUUUGUUGUUGCCAAUGGUUUUGCCUAAGCGGGACCGCUUUGCUUGCGGAGGUUUAAGAUAGUCU
Molecule: messenger RNA, 1537 nt
Organism: Fusarium oxysporum Fo47
Lineage: Eukaryota; Fungi; Ascomycota; Sordariomycetes; Hypocreales; Nectriaceae
Product: alpha-L-arabinofuranosidase B, catalytic-domain-containing protein
Exons: 1
Coding region: 1-1500 (499 amino acids)
Biological process (GO): pectin catabolic process; L-arabinose metabolic process; arabinan metabolic process
Molecular function (GO): alpha-L-arabinofuranosidase activity
Source: RefSeq, a predicted model, not a curated record